Molecule: messenger RNA, 2913 nt
Organism: Pipistrellus nathusii (Nathusius's pipistrelle)
Lineage: Eukaryota; Metazoa; Chordata; Mammalia; Chiroptera; Vespertilionidae
Source: the annotation of a GenBank genome assembly
AUGGACCGGAGAGACAAGGCCAGGGCGGGCGCCGCUGCGCGGACCGCGGCUUCGCACCCCCCGGGUCGCCGGAAAGCCCCCAGGCCCCCAGCGGCUCCUCGGGCCCCGCCACCUGUCACCCCCGCAGCCCUCAGGGCUCCGGGGGCCGCGGGAGCUGCGGGGCGGGGGCCCCCGGCCGAGCGAGCGCCCAGCGCCCGGCCAGCCGCCCUUCCGGACGCUCCUCCCGCGGCGGAGCCCACGAGGGGCCCCCGGACCUGCCCCGGCAGCCCAGCCGCGAGGCCCGCAGCGGCGGCGAGAGGGGCGCGGACCGCUGCCAGGACCCCCGGCCCAGGCUCUGUCUCCAGCCCCGGACGAGCCGGCGGUGCCACCAGGCUAGGUCCUCUGGGGCCGAAGGCACUCCGGCCGCCAGCGGAGGAGCCGAGGGGCAGAGGAAAACCCCCAGAAACUCCCAGAGCGAGUGCCCUGAGUGUGGAGGCGCGGAGAGACUCUUUCGGUCCCACGCCAGGCGCUCCCCUCCCCGCCAUCUCCCCUCGGCCUCGGGGUGGGGGUGCUGAUGUGGGGCUCCCCCGGCCAGCUUCCAGUGCCCGGCCCCGUCCCCUGGCGGAGGCCCCCCGGAAACCAGCGAGCCGUGCCCCGGAGCGCAGCGCCGCGGAGCCGAGCCCUGCGGCCCGGAGACGGCCCGGCACCGGCGGCGGCGCCCAGAGGCCGGCCCCGCGCCCCCCGGGCUCCGGCGCCACCCCGCUGUCCUCCCCGGCUCGCUCCCCUGCCUCGCUGGGGCGCUCCUCGCAGGCCAAGCCGAAAGGGCUGCAGGCUCUGUGCCCCCAACAGGCCGCACCUUCCAGGAAGGGCGCAGCCAGCCUGCAGAGCCUCUCGCCCCCUUUGGCCACUUCGUCUCCGCGGGUUCGGACCGCACCACGGGCACCGCCCAGCCUUAUCGCUGCCUCUGCUCUGCGGGACACACCCCUUCCCUCUGCACCCCCCACGCCUCCUUCCCGGGCCCCGGCGGGCCCUCUGACCACGCCCCUCCCGCUGGCCCCGCCCCAUGCCCCGCCCCCUCAGCGGAACUUCCCCUCCCCGCCUGCCACGCCCCCCUUGCCAGCUCCCCUCGUCCACCUGAGCGCAUCCCUUCCGGCGGCGCCCGCCUCUCCCACGGCCGCUCUUCCAGCUCUGCAGAGCGCGUCCCCUGCCCAGGCUCCUCCGGCUUUGCCCUCUCUGCCGGCUCUGCCCUCUCCCCCGUCCACACCGCCUUUGUCAGCCCGUCUGUCACCGGCCACGCCCCCUCCGCAAGCCCCUCUUCCUCAGGCAAGGUCUCCGCAGAGCUUACCCUCUCCCUCAGCCACAGCCCGGCGGCAGGACUUUCCUGCGCUGGCCGCGCCCCCGCCGCCGGCCGGCCCUCUGUCUCCGCCCCAUCUUCAGCCCCCGGCCUGCACCCUGGCCGCCCCUCCCCCGCAGGAUCCUCCUCCAGCCUCAGCCCCUCCGCAGGCUCCGCCUUCCCCACUGACCACGCCCCCUCCACAGGCUCCGCCUUCCCCACUGGCCACGCCCCCAGCGCAGACCCCACCUCUGGUCCCAUCCCCUCCGCAGGCCCCGCCUUUCCCGCUGGCCACGCCCCCAGCGCAGACCCCACCUCUGGUCCCAUCCCCUCCGCAGGCCCCGCCUUCCCCGCUGGCCACGCCCCCAGUGCAGACCCCACCUCUGGUCCCGUCCCCUCCGCAGGCCGCUCCCUCUUUGGUCCUGCCUCCUCUGCAGGCCCCACACUUUCUGGCCUCGCCAGCUUUGCAAGCCCCUCCCCUGGGCACGCCCCCUCCACAGAGUCCCUCUGCUCUGGACACACUUUCUCUGCAGGUCUCUCCCUCUUCUCAGGCCCUGUCCCCUCCACAGGUCUCCCUUCCUCUGGCCUCACCGCCUUUGCAGGCCACUCCCGCCGCGUCCAGUCCUCUCCUAGAAGCUAUGGCCCCUGUGCAAACCCAAACUCUGGCCUUGCCUUCUCUGCCAGACCCUCCCCCUCCAAUGGCCACGCCCCCUCCCCCGGCUCCACCUUCUCUAGUCCUGUCCCCUCUGCAGGCCCUUCCCUCUCCCCCUGCCUCUGCCCCUCUUCAGACCCCACGCCGCCCCCCAACCCCGGGCCCCGACGCCCCGAUCCCGGGCCCGCGGCUGACCCUGGCGCUGGCCCCGGCGCCGCCGCCGCCGCCCUCGCGCAGCCCGUCCAGCACGCUGAGCGGCCCGGACCUGGCGGGCCACAGCAGCAGCGCCACCAGCACCCCGGAGGAGCUGCGCGGCUACGACAGCGGCCCCGAGGGCGCCGCCGCCUCCCCGCCCGCCGACGCCGAGCUCGCCGCCUGCCAUCCAGCCGCCUGGAGCCGAGGGCCCGCCCCGCCGCUGGCCGGCCGCGGCGCCCCGGGGGGCCCCCUGCCCUGGCCUCCGGCCGCUGGGUCCGGCGCUGCGGACGGCCUGUGCACCAUCUACGAGGCUGAAAGGCCGGAGUCGGCGACCGCCGCCCAGGGAGCGCUGGAGCCCGGGUCCGGGCCCGGCGCGGGUGGCGGGAAGGUGGCGGCCGGGCCCGGGACGCUGGCGGCCUCGCGCAGCGGGAAGCCGGCGCGCCUGGGCGAGCUGCCGCUGGGGGCGCUGCAGGCGAGCGUCGUGCAGCACCUGCUGAGCCGGACGCUGCUGCUGGCGGCGACCGAAGGUGCGGCCGGCGACAGCGGCUGUGGCCCCGGCAGCGCUGGGGGCGGUGGCGGCGCGGUUGGCGCCCGGACUGCGCUCAGCGAUGCCGAACUGGGUCGCUGGGCCGAACUGUUGUCUCCUCUGGACGAGUCCCGCGCCAGUAUCACCUCCGUCACCAGCUUCUCCCCGGACGACGUGGCUUCCCCGCAGGGUGACUGGACGGUGGUGGAGGUGGAGACCUUCCACUGA